This is a messenger RNA of Adelges cooleyi (spruce gall adelgid), 4737 nucleotides long. RefSeq names its product DNA polymerase alpha catalytic subunit (gene DNApol-alpha180). The transcript has 28 exons. Gene Ontology annotation, biological process: lagging strand elongation; DNA replication; mitotic DNA replication initiation. Bases 291 to 4649 code for a protein of 1452 amino acids. The record is from RefSeq and is a predicted model, not a curated record. Gene Ontology annotation, cellular component: alpha DNA polymerase:primase complex. Gene Ontology annotation, molecular function: DNA replication origin binding; pyrimidine nucleotide binding; chromatin binding. NCBI's taxonomy places the organism in Eukaryota, Metazoa, Arthropoda, Insecta, Hemiptera, Adelgidae.
AUUAAAUAGAACCCGGCUUAAGGUUACCACCAUUUAAAUUUAUUAAUCCAUCUUGGUUACCACUGUUAACAUGGUAAACAUUUUUAGUGAUAAUAAUUACCGCCUGAAAAUCAUGAUGCAGUGGAUUGCGUUUCAAUAUUGGCGGGAAAAUCUUUAUUUUGUUCAAGGUUAUAAUCACAGACUUCAUAUUAUGAAGUUCAUAAUAUAGUCUGUGGUUGUAAUGUUAUGUUAUGUUAUAUUAUAGUUAAAGUAUUUUGAUUUUUGACAAUACUGAAUAUUAUACGAGAAAAAUGAGUGAGACUCCUGAAACAUCCAGACCCAAACGACAAAAAGUCGGCCAGACGAGUCGUUUUGAAGCAUUGGCCAAAUUGAAAAAACUUAAAUCAGACGGCGUUAAACAUAAAUAUGAAGUGGAACCAUUGCAAAAUGUUUAUGAAGAAGUAUCUGAAAAAGAAUACACUGAUAGGGUUGUAAAACGGCAACAAGACAAUUGGAUUGUCGAUGAUUGUGAUGUUGAUGGCUAUAUUGAAGAUGGCAGAGAGAUUUUUGAUGAUGAUUUGGAUGAAGCGUCGCUUGUCAAAGAAGAGAAAAAAGGUAGAGGCAAAAAAAGAAGUAGAUUAGAUACAUCAGGAAAUGAGGACUCGACAUCAUCAUAUCGAGAUAUUCAAAAGAUGUUUGCUAAUAUGCCUAUAAAAAAGAAAAAAGAGGUACCAGUCAAUUUAGAUGACGAUGAUAUUCUUGGUGAUUUAAUUCAAGAAUUAGAUAGUUCACCUAAACCUGGGAUGUCUAAAACUCCACGUUUACUUCAUAAUAAAGUUGCAGAUAAAAUAAAAAGGGAUAGCCAGACUAGAGGCUAUUUAGAAUCUUUCUCCAACGUAAAUAAACCUAGAACGCCAAAUUCAAAUGUAAAAUCAGGCAAUAUUGUUAAUGAAAAACCAGAAAAGAGCUCUUCUGAAGAAAAACAAAAUCACUCAAAUAUAGAAGCUAAUAGUCAUGUACUAGAAUCUUCAACUUUUAAACAGGAUAAGUCUACACCAAGUGUUGAAGUUGUUAUAAAACAGGAACAAAUAAUUCCUGUAAAAGAGAAAAUAGAAGUAGAAAAUGAUUUUAAUGAUGGUCUUGAAGAUUUUGAUUUCGGUGACGCAAUUGAGGCUGAGAAAAGUUUUGUAAAAUUGUCAGAAACAAAUAUAAAAAAAGAAUCGCCUAGUAUUGAAACUAAAAUUACUAUUGACUUUGAAAAAACCAAUUGGCCCAUCGAAGAUGUUAAAGAAGAAGAACAAGUUGCUUUACCUCACAACAUAACCUCUAAAUUACCCUUAAUAGCUGACAAAAAUGGUUCUCAGGUUUACAGAUUUUUUUACUUGGAUGCAUUUGAAGAUGUUUUUAAACAACCUGGAGUUGUGUUUCUCUUUGGUAAAGUAAAGCCAGUAGAUGUUGAUGUAUAUGUGAGCUGCUGCGUAGUGGUAAAAAACAUUGAAAGAAGAAUGUUUCUUCUUCCUAGAAGCAAAGCUACAGAUGGGGAAGAAGUAAAAAUGGUAGAUGUAUACAACGAAUUUAAUAGUUUAACUGAUAGAUAUCAUAUACAGAAUUUUAAAUCCCGUAAAAUAACCAAAAAAUAUGCCUUUGAACUUGCCGAUGUAGCAGAUGAGAGUGAAUAUUUAGAAAUUAGGUAUUCUGCUUCAUAUCCACCUUUACCAGAGGAUUUAAGUGGUAAUACUUUUAGUCGAGUGUUUGGUACUAACACAUCAUUCUUAGAACUUUUACUUCUCGAUCAAAAAAUUAAAGGUCCAUGUUGGUUAGACUUGAACAAUCCUCAAUUAUCUAGUAAUCCAAUGAGUUGGUGUAAACUUGAAAUUAAUUGCUUGGACAUGAAAAAUAUACACUUGGCACCUUCAGCGCCACCUCCUCCUAUGGUUAUAAUGACGCUCAAUCCAAGAAUUGCCUAUAACAAAAAGUCUAGGCAAAAUGAGAUUCUAAUUAUUAGUUGCAUGAUACAUACAAGUUUUCCAAUAGAUCAAGCUCCACCUACUCCUCAUCAUAAUCAGUUCUUUUGUGUUGUUACUCGACCAAAUAACAUUCCAUGGCCACCUCGUCAUCAGGAAGAAUUGAAAAAAUGCGGAGAUCCCUCCAAACUAGUGAAAAUGGAUUCUGAACGAGCAUUACUUACAUUUUUCCUAGCUAAAAUGUCUAAAAUCGAUCCUGAUAUCAUUAUUGGACACGAUAUUUGUAGUUAUGUGUUAUCAUCUCUCGUAAAUCGCUUGGAAGCUAAUAAAAUACAAAACUGGUCGAAAAUUGGACGUCUCCGUAGAACAAUGUUCCCAAAAAAAGGAAAGUUCAUGAGUGAAAAAAGUGUGCUUAGCGGUCGUUUAAUUUGUGACACCCAAAUUUCUGCUAAAGAACUAAUUAAAGCUAGAAGUUAUGAUUUAUACUCUCUGUCUGAACAAAUUCUGGAUGUUAAAGAAAAUGAGCAGCUCAAUUUGUCUGAUGAUGAAGUUAGUUAUAUGUAUUGUUCUGCUGAAGCCUUGGUGCAACUUAUUAAGUUUACAAUAAUGGAUACCUCUUGUGUAUUGCGACUUAUGGUUCAAAUGAAUGUACUACCAUUAGCACUUCAAAUAACUAAAAUAGCUGGUAAUUUAAUGUCGAGGACUCUCAUUGGAGGACGAGCGGAAAGAAAUGAGUAUUUAUUGUUGCACGCUUUUAACGAAAAGGGUUUCAUACUACCUGAUAAACAGUAUAAAAAAAAAAUAACUGCCAAAGAAGAAGAAGACGGACAUAUUGAUGGAGAUAAUGCAAAAAGACCUAGUCGUAAAAAAGCCCAAUAUUUAGGCGGCCUUGUACUCGAACCAAAAGUAGGUUUCUACGAUAAAAUGAUUUUGUUGAUGGAUUUCAAUUCACUGUAUCCAAGCAUAAUACAAGAGUACAAUAUCUGUUUUACAACAGUUAGUUUUCGUACUCUUCCAGAAGUCGGAGAGAAUGAGGAUGAAAUAGCAGAAUUAUUAAAAUUAACACCAAACUCAACUACAACUCGUGGAAUUUUACCGGCUGAGAUAAAAUCUCUGGUUGAUUCUAGAAGAGAAGUAAAAAAAUUAAUGAAUGAUCCAAAAAUAACACCAACUCUUAGAGAACAAUAUAAUUUGAGACAAACGGCGUUGAAACUUACCGCCAACAGUAUGUACGGGUGCUUGGGAUUUGCCCAUUCUCGCUUUUAUGCUAAACCAUUGGCUGCAUUGAUAACAGCCAAAGGGCGAGAAAUUUUGACUAGUACCAAAAGUUUAGUUGAAAAACUAGCUUUUGAGGUUAUUUACGGAGAUACUGAUUCGUUGAUGAUAAAUUCAAAUUGUGUUGAUUUUGAUCAAGUCAUGAAAAUUGGUUAUAAAAUUAAAGCAGAAGUUAACAAAAUUUAUAAACAAGUCGAAUUAGAUAUUGAUGGAAUUUUUAAAUAUAUGCUUCUGUUGAAGAAGAAAAAAUAUGCUGCCGUUUCUAUUUCUAAAAUGCAAUCGGGAGAAUUUAUUACAAAACAAGAAAUUAAAGGCUUGGAUAUUGUCAGAAGAGAUUGGUCUCAGUUAUCUCAGGAGGCUGGACGAUUUGUCUUGAGACAAAUUCUCUCAGAUCAAUCACCUGAAGAAAGAGUGUCAAAUAUUUGCGGACAACUAGAAAAACUCAAGGGUGAUCUAGAGGAGGGCAAUGUUCCGUUAUCAUUGUUGGCUAUUAGUAAAACAUUAACAAAAGCACCACAUGACUACCCAGAUGCCAAAGCAUUGCCGCACGUAGUAGUUGCUCAACGUCUUAACAAACAAAGCAUUCAAUUUAGACAAGGGGAUACAAUAUUUUAUGUUGUUUGUGAGGAUGGUACAAAUCGGGCCUCGACACAAAGGGUUUACCACAUAGAUGAGUUAAAGACUAAUACAGCUUUAAAAAUCGAUGUGAAAUAUUACUUGUCCCAACAAAUUCACCCAGUCAUCAUGAGGCUUUGUGCCCCAUUAGAAGAAAUUGAUGCAAAAAUGAUAGCUGAGCAUUUAGGCCUUGAUCCGGCCCAGUAUCAAAAUCAUAAGUCAAGAGUCGCUUAUGGAGACGUACCUGAAGAAAAUACUAUAGAUUUAGAUGAUGCUACACGUUUUAAUGAUUGUGACAAAUUUACAUUUACAUGCUUAGGGUGUAAAUCUGAUGUAGUAAUAACUGCUCCGGCUUUUAAAAAAGUGGACGGUAAAUUAGAAUUUAGCUUAGAAAGCUGUUCUAACCCAGAGUGUUGUGUUCCACCGUAUAAAUAUGUUGGUAUGGUUGAGACUAGUUUGUGGAUGGCAAUGAGAAAACACAUGAUAAAGUAUUACAAGAGUGACUAUGUUUGUGACGAAAGUGCAUGUGAUUACAAGAGCAAAAGAACCCCAUAUACAAACGAUGAGGUUUGUUCACAAUGUGAAUCGGGAACUAUAAAAAAAGAAUAUUCUGCCGGCCAACUUCUGUUUCAACUAAGGUAUUACCUGUUUAUAUUUGAUAUUGACAAAGUACUACAACGAAACAAGGAUAUCAAAUUAACUAUUGAUAGUCCUUUGUAUACAGUUUAUAGUAGGUUAAAAGCACAAGUAGAAAAAGUACUUAAACAUCAUGAUUUUUACUAUGUUAAUUUAAAAGAUAUAUUCGGUAAACAUUAAAAAUAAUAAUAAUAAACUUGUAUUUUAAUAUAUUUAUGUUUUUUUUACUCAGCAUAAUAUGUUUAAUUAUUUAAAAAUAGAUUUUACC